Gryllus bimaculatus (two-spotted cricket) is the source of this 360-nucleotide messenger RNA. NCBI's taxonomy places the organism in Eukaryota, Metazoa, Arthropoda, Insecta, Orthoptera, Gryllidae. The record is from the annotation of a GenBank genome assembly.
AUGGGUCGCUUAUUACGCGAUUGGGUGGAAGAUUUCUUGCGGCAGUAUGCUUAUUUAGCUCCGUUGUUUAUUGUUUUUAUUGUUAUGUGCAAAAGAAUUAUAACACGCACGUACGCGUGGGCGGCGGCGCUGCUGCUGCUGUGCGCGCUGCAGCUGGGCGGCCCGGGCGCGGGCGUGGGCGUGGGCGUGGGCGUGGACGCGCAGCUGCACCUGCAGCAGCUGCUGCACCCGCACCCGCACCAGCUACUGCACCCGCUGCCGGCGCCGCGCGACCCCUACCACUGGCUGCACGUGCCGCGCCACCCGCCGCUGCACCCGACGCUGCCGGCCGUCGCGCCCUCCCCGCACGCCACGGGCUUC